Molecule: messenger RNA, 294 nt
Organism: Candidula unifasciata
Lineage: Eukaryota; Metazoa; Mollusca; Gastropoda; Stylommatophora; Geomitridae
Source: the annotation of a GenBank genome assembly
AUGAAGUUCAACAAGGCUGUGUCGGGAUCUAGACCUAAAUGGGCCCUGAAUUUCAAUGCUCCCUCUCAUAUCAGGAGGGAAAUAAUGAGUUACCUCCUCCCAAAAAAGCUCAGGCAGAAAUACAAUGGACAGCAGACAGGAAAGGUGACUCAAGUCUACAGAACGAAAUGUGUAGUCUGUAUUGAACGAAUCAAGUGUGAGAAAGCAAACGGCUGCAGCUACAAGGAUCGUAAGAAGAUUCUGGAAAGAAAGGCCAUGAGCAGAGCCAAGUAUCUGGCAGAGAAGGGCAAGUAA